This is a messenger RNA of Onthophagus taurus, 1561 nucleotides long. It is a transcript of the gene sll, whose product is annotated as adenosine 3'-phospho 5'-phosphosulfate transporter 1. Gene Ontology annotation, molecular function: 3'-phosphoadenosine 5'-phosphosulfate transmembrane transporter activity. Gene Ontology annotation, biological process: 3'-phosphoadenosine 5'-phosphosulfate transport; transmembrane transport. The record is from RefSeq and is a predicted model, not a curated record. Gene Ontology annotation, cellular component: endoplasmic reticulum membrane; Golgi membrane. Lineage: Eukaryota; Metazoa; Arthropoda; Insecta; Coleoptera; Scarabaeidae.
GUUCUCAAUUGUGACGUUUUAGCACAAAGUGUUCCUAAUUUUCACGUCAACAAAAAAUUGCUUUAAGAUAAGGUUAUGUUAUUGAAAUGUUAUUAAAUAUCGUUUGAAUGAUGAUAAACAACCGUUUAAGCCCUAUUCUAAGUGCUGAUAGGCGAUAAGAGGCGCACUAUCUUGGUAUAGUUGAUGGAAAUCGCUCACUAUGAGUAAAAACAUACCCGGACUUAUUAUUUGCCUUAUAUUCUUCACAACAUUUCUCGUUCUGUUUUUAUUCUCAAAAUGCUUAAUUUCUUUGCGGGUGUUUCAAGACUUCGAGCCAGAAUACAGUUGGUUGUCCCAUUGUGUUACAAAUGUUUUGGGAUAUUCUACAGUUAUUAUUCCUGGUUAUUUAGUAUUUAAAUAUAUUAGAAAAACGAAUUAUUUAGAUAGAGCAGGAAAUGGAUUUUUACCAACAAUAAUUCACAAAUUUUUUGGUGAGGAAGAAUUAAUCGAUCGUGCAAAUUCUUCAUCAACACCAACACAGUAUUCGCAAUCCAAAAAGGCAGUCUUGCUUGUAACAUAUUUUAUUGGAUUAUUAAUAUCAUUUCUUUGUUGGGGCGUUCUGCAGGAAAAGAUCAUGACGCAAAAUUAUGUUAAUAGCUUAAAUGAGACAUCUCAGUUUAAAGAUUCGCAAUUUUUGGUGUUAGUUAAUAGGGUGUUGGCGUUUUGCUUCUCAGGGAUUUAUAUUUGCUGCAAGCGGCAGCCACGCCAUAAAUGUCCCCUAUACAAAUACAUUUUUUGCUCACUUUCGAAUGUAAUGAGUUCUUGGUGUCAAUAUGAGGCGUUAAAAUACGUUUCAUUUUUGCACCAAGUCUUAUCAAAAGCUGCUAAAACAAUUCCUGUUAUGAUAAUGGGGAAAAUUAUUUCUCGAACAAAAUAUGAAUACUAUGAGUAUUUAACUGCUAUUAUUUUAUCGGUAGGGAUGUUAUUUUUUAUGUUAGAUACUGGGGAUGAUAAUGGGACAACAAUAACGACUUUUACUGGAGUUGUUUUGUUAACAUCUUAUAUUGCGUUUGAUAGUUUUACAUCAAAUUGGCAAGGUGCUUUGUUUAAGUCCUUUGGGAUGUCCCCUGUUCAAAUGAUGUGUGCUGUUAAUUUCUUUUCCUGCAUUUUAACAUCAACGUCGCUUUUACAAAAAGGUGGUUUUAUCGAAUCUAUUAAUUUUAUGUAUCAAUUCCCAUCUUUUAUUAUUGACUGUUUUUUAUUGUCUUUUUGUUCGGCAAUUGGGCAGUUAUUAAUAUUUUCAACGCUAGCUACGUUUGGGCCGCUAGUUUUCGCGAUUAUUUCGACGAUUCGUCAAGGUUGUUCCGUUUUAUUGAGUUGUUUAAUUUAUCAUCACCAAGUAAACGCUUUGGGGAUUUUUGGGAUCGUUUUGGUGUUUUUCAGUAUUUUUUUGCGUAUUUAUUGUAGUUAUCGAAUGAAAAAUAUUCGGAACCGGAGACCCAACGAAGGUAAAAAUUAAUGCUGUUUAGUUCUAUGACUUUAACAUAUCAUAUAUACUCAAUAAAGAACUUUUAGAAACCAA